Botrytis cinerea B05.10 is the source of this 685-nucleotide messenger RNA. RefSeq lists its product as hypothetical. Bases 94 to 399 code for a protein of 101 amino acids. The transcript has a single exon. The record is from RefSeq and is a predicted model, not a curated record. NCBI's taxonomy places the organism in Eukaryota, Fungi, Ascomycota, Leotiomycetes, Helotiales, Sclerotiniaceae.
GAUGAAGGGGUACGUCCGCUAAUCAAGCUCGAUAAUGACGUGCCUGCUAAGCGUCAGGCCGCGUGAAAACAUGCUGCUGUUUCCUUCUUCAAAAUGGUGCCGCGGAUCAUCCUCCCUAAUAUCGAAGUGAACCACGAAAAGUGUCUGGAAGUUACAGGCGGUCGCGGGGCCGCUACCCCCACGGCGUACCCUGCCCAGACACUACAAGACACUACAAGACACUACAAGACCAUUUCUGGCACUAGCCUCAAGGACCAACUAAUUGCCCGAGUUUGCAAGAGUAUCGGGGCUUUUUCGUCACUCAAGGUGAUCUACAUUGUUUCUGGUCUUCCCAAAACAAGGAGUGACAAGAUCAUGCGACGCCUUGUCAGGAAGAUUCUCGCUGGUGAGCAGACCUAAGUUGGCGACACGAUCACGGUGUGUUUCAAUGACCAACAAUCUCUAACAUCCACUAACUUUAAGCAACUCAGCUUGUUGGUCCUUCAAUCGUUGCAAGAAUUCCCGAAACUAGAAAGCAAGACCUUAAUUGCUUUCUGUCUUCGUUCCAGAAUAUAGCAUGCCGUUGCGCAUAUGCGGGCAUACCGUCUAUCGUCAGUAAUUCAGUUAAUAUAUUGUAUAUGAGAGCACUUGAGGAUGCUUGAGAUGAAAACAAGUGAUUGUUUGAUUCAAUUUACGUCAUUCCUCA